CUGUUCAGGUACGUAAGACCGAUACAGCUGAAAACAAAACCGUAUGGCUGCAAUUCAGUAACCGCAACUGGAGAAUGUCGAUUUUACCGCGUCGAACUCUUAACGGUAAACGUUGAGAUGGGAUAUUGCCGGACUGUCAGUCCACUUGGUUGUGAUGACGAGGAUGAUGAUGAUGAUGUUAGUGUUGAUGAUGAUGUCGGUGUUGGUGAUGGUGAUGGUGAUGGUGGUGAUGAUGAUGAUAGGGGCGCCAACUAA
Enterobius vermicularis (human pinworm) is the source of this 255-nucleotide messenger RNA. The record is from the annotation of a GenBank genome assembly. NCBI's taxonomy places the organism in Eukaryota, Metazoa, Nematoda, Chromadorea, Rhabditida, Oxyuridae.